AUGCAUCCGCGAGUGCUUGUGUUUUUCAUUCUAGUCACCACAACAAACUUAUUAAGUUUCGAAUGGGAGGUUAUGGGCGCGUGUGCGAACUGCGCGAACGGGGACCUGAGUGUCACCGAGCUGACGAACGCGAGGAUAGAGUACGUGAAGCAGCAGAUCCUGAAGAAGUUGAGGCUGAACAGGAAGCCGACAGUGGCGGUGCCGGUCAACAGCUUGCCGAUGCCCGUCGCGCUAGGCCAGACCCUGAGUGCGGGUUCGGAUAAACCACCGGAAUUUGAUGAUUACUACGGCAGAACGGAACAGAAGAUAAUAUUUCCUGUUGAAGGUGAAUGUCUAACGACGGGUCGAUAUCCGUUCAUCUGUCUGCAAUUCGAAUUGCCACCUGAUGUGGAACCUGAAGAGGUCACCGUUGUAGAAUUGUGGUUCUAUAAGGAGCGCGAUCCUUUGGACGAAUACAACCAAACAUUUGUGAUUUCGGAAGCGGCGCAUUGGGACAGUCAGCAGCAGUUCAAGAAGACAAAACCCAUAGCAAUUAAGGAGACCGACAUUGGUGAAGGCUGGGUUCGAGUGGAGCUUGCCUGGGCUGUUAGAGUCUGGCUAGAAGGCCGAGAGAGGCUACAUACUCUUCAUGUUGCUUGUAGGACUUGUCAGCUACGUCGAGCCCCUCUCUCCUUCCACGAGAAACACCGCCCGUUUCUCGUCCUGUACACCAAAUAUGCUGGCAAGAGGCGACGUGGCCGUACCUUGGAGUGCGGAGCCACUACCAGCGAGUGCUGUCGCGAGCCUCUAUACGUCAGUUUUAAGGAGCUGGGGUGGGACGACUGGAUCAUCAGGCCGUCGGGAUAUCACGCCUACUUCUGUAAGGGGACGUGCGCGCCCAUAUCAGCUGUUUCUCAGGCUGACAGUUAUCAUCACAAUAUAAUUAGGAAAUACUUCUACUCGGUGUCGAACGAGAGAAAGGCGGAGUUCAAGCCGUGCUGUGCGCCGACCACGUUCAGCUCUCUACAGCUUCUCUACAUGGACUCCAACAACACAGUGACGCAGAAGACUCUACCGAACAUGGUAGUGGAAUCUUGUGGGUGUAUGUGA
This is a messenger RNA of Parnassius mnemosyne (clouded apollo), 1089 nucleotides long. Lineage: Eukaryota; Metazoa; Arthropoda; Insecta; Lepidoptera; Papilionidae. The record is from the annotation of a GenBank genome assembly.